This is a messenger RNA of Procambarus clarkii (red swamp crayfish), 396 nucleotides long. The record is from RefSeq and is a predicted model, not a curated record. NCBI's taxonomy places the organism in Eukaryota, Metazoa, Arthropoda, Malacostraca, Decapoda, Cambaridae.
AUGGGGUCAUUAACUAUUGAACGUAGUGGUGUGGAAGCUGCAGCUGUCCGUGUACGUGGUGUGGAAGCUGCAGCUGUCCGUGUACGUGGUGUGGAAGCUGCAGCUGUCCGUGUACGUGGUGUGGAAGCUGCAGCUGUCCGUGGGUCUGAGCCUGCGACUGUCGGAGGAGGAGGCUAUGGCUCUUCCGGCGGAGGUGGAGGCUCUGGUGGAGGUGGAGGCUCUGGUGGAGGUGGAAGCUACGGGGGAGGUGGUGGAGGCUCAAGAGGAGGUGGAGGCUCUGGUGGAGGUGGAGGAGGAUACAGUGGUGGCAGUGGAGGUCGUGGAGGAGGUGGUGGAGGAGGAUACAGUGCUGGCAGUGGAGGUGGUGGUUAUGGUGGUGGUGGUAGAGGAGGUGGU